GUUAAAGUCAGAGCUGCAGUUUAGACAUGUCUCUGAGUUUCUCUGUAAGAAAUCUAACCUGAGUUCAUCUGGACUUUCACAGACACUGACUCUAAUACUGUGUGUGAAGAUGUCUGCUGCCAGCAAUCUGCGCUCUGAAGAUCAGUUUCUGUGCUCCAUCUGUCUGGAAGUGUUCACUGAUCCAGUCUCCACACCAUGUGGACACAACUUCUGCAACAAGUGCAUCACUCAGCACUGGAACACCAAGGUCAUCUGUGACUGUCCCCUGUGUAACAAACAGUUCAGAAGAAGACCUGAACUCAACGUCAACACUUUGCUCUCUGAGAUGGUUUCUCAUUUCAGACAUGAAGCUGAACUCAAAGCCAGCAGCAGCUCAGAGCAACAAGCUACCAAACCAGGAGAAGUUCCCUGUGACGUCUGCACUGGAACCAAAGUGAAGGCCCUCAAGUCCUGCCUGGAGUGCCUGGUCUCCUACUGUCAGACUCAUCUGGAGCCUCAUCUGACAGUGUCAGUCCUGAAGAAACAUCAGCUGAUGGAGCCUGUGGAGAACCUGGAAAGCAGGAUGUGUCUGAAGCACCAUAAACCUCUGGAGCUGUUCUGUCAGAGAGAGCAGACAUGUGUCUGCAUGAUGUGCACUGUUUUAGAGCACAGGAAUCAUGAGUUUGUUCCUCUGAGUGAAGAAGCUGAAGGAAAGAAGAAGGAACUGAGGAAGACAGAGGCUGAGAUGCAGCAGAUGAUCCAGGAGAGACGAGUGAAGAUCAAGCAGAUCAGAAAGUGUGUGAAGAGGAGUAAAGCUGCUGCAGACAGAGAGAAAGCAGAAGGUGUUGAGGUGUUCACUGCUCUGAAGGAGUGUGUUGAGAGAGGCCUGAAGCAGCUGAUGGAGAGGAUGGAGGAGGAAGAGGAAGCCAGAAAGAAACAGGCUGAAGGUCUCAUCAGAGAUCUGGAAGAGGAGAUCUGUGAGCUGAUGAAGAGGAGCUCAGAGGUGGAGCAGCUCUUCCUCUCUGAAGACCACCUCCACCUCCUCCAAGGCUUCUCCUCCCUGAAAGCUGCUCCACCCACCAAGGACUGGACACAGGUCAGCGUCCGUCCAUCAUCAUAUGAGGGGACUGUGGUGAGAGCUGUGGCUCAGCUGGGGGAGACUCUCAGCAAAGAGAUGGAGAAGAAACUGUUUGAGGCUGAUCUGAUGAAGAAGAAGCAGUGUGCAGUGGAUGUGACUCUUGAUCCUGAUACAGCUCAUCCUGAUCUCAUCCUGUCUGAUGAUGGAAAACAAGUGAGUCACGGUGAUGUGAAGAAGAAGCUCCCAGACAACCCAGAGAGAUUUGAUUAUUGUGGGUGUGUUUUAGGAAAACAGAGUUUCUCUUCAGGUAAAUUUUACUUUGAGGUUCAGGUUAAAGGAAAGACUAAAUGGACUUUAGGAGUGAGCAAAGAGUCCAUCAACAGGAAGGGAAUGUUCACAGCAAGCCCUGAUCAAGGUUUCUGGACAAUAUGGCUGAGAAAUGGAAAUCAGUACUCAGCCUGUGAGAACGAUCUCCUUGAUCUGUCUCUGAGUUCUGUUCCUGAGAAGGUGGGGGUGUUUGUGGAUUAUAAGGAGGGUCUGGUCUCUUUUUAUGAUGUAGCUGCUGCAGCUCUGAUCUACUCCUUCACUGGCUGCUGCUUCACUGACAAACUCCUCCCAUUCUUCAGUCCCUGUCUUAAUGAUGGUGGUAAAAACUCUGCUCCUCUGAUCAUCUGUCCUGUCAAUCAAACUGUCUGAUGAGGAAGAUUCACCAACAAUUGAUGAGAUUGUUGGAAAGUAAAAGAUUGACUCUGAUUGAUUGGAUCAAAUCCAGAUGUUCAGUCUGCACUAAACUCACAUUCUUCUCUUCAGUCUUUGAUUAUUGGACCAUUUUUUGAAUGAAUCCAGACCAAUCAGUCAUGAUGUCCACUUUCCUAAUAUGAAGUGCUGAAGCUGCCCUGACCCACUGAGACAUGGAUUCCUCUACACCUCUGAAGACCUGCUGGUUUACCUGGCGCCAGGAUGGAGCAGCAGGUUCUUUGACUCCUUUGACUUGUGAGCUGUUAGCUUCUUGGAUCAGACUUGUUUGUCCACGGACUGAGAUGUGGGGAAUUCAGAGGCCAAGUCAACUUUUCAAAGUGGUUGUUGUGUUCCUCAAAUCAUUCCUGAAGCCUUUUAGCUCUGUGGCAGGGUGAGAAAUGAAAAGGAAGAAGGAAGGAGAAUAAGAAGGACUGAAUACAAUCCACGUGACAAACACCAUCCAUCCAUCUUCUCCACCUCUUUCUGCAGCAGAAGUUCAGGGGCUGUUGUAGGAACUAGCAGCUUGAUCAUUUGUCUCACUGUGGACUGGUAAAUGUCUCAAAUCUCUCAGAUGACUUUGUGUCUUCUUCCAGCUUCAUGCAGCUCAACAAUUCUUCACAGAUCUUCUUCUUAUGAUGCUUCCUUCACAUCAGCAGAUGUUUCUUGUGUUUGGUGUUUUUCUUGGUCACAGUUGUUUUUCAGUUUGGAUCAAUCUUUCAUCUGAACUCAAAG
This is a messenger RNA of Salarias fasciatus (jewelled blenny), 2527 nucleotides long. RefSeq names its product E3 ubiquitin-protein ligase TRIM21-like. The record is from RefSeq and is a predicted model, not a curated record. Lineage: Eukaryota; Metazoa; Chordata; Actinopteri; Blenniiformes; Blenniidae. Gene Ontology annotation, molecular function: zinc ion binding; protein binding. The coding region runs from base 110 to 1753 and encodes 547 amino acids. The transcript is spliced from 2 exons.